Molecule: messenger RNA, 3447 nt
Organism: Papaver somniferum (opium poppy)
Lineage: Eukaryota; Viridiplantae; Streptophyta; Magnoliopsida; Ranunculales; Papaveraceae
Product: inactive protein kinase SELMODRAFT_444075-like
Exons: 8
Coding region: 900-3149 (749 amino acids)
Biological process (GO): protein phosphorylation
Molecular function (GO): ATP binding; protein kinase activity
Source: RefSeq, a predicted model, not a curated record
GCAGUUGAAUCAGACUAGGACGAUCAUACACAACAAACUCCACUAGAGACCAUCAUGCCAAACAUGGGUAGGUAGGUAGUAUUAGUAGCUAGUAGGUUAGCUAACCCUAAACUCACUUUUUGGUACAUGAACACACAAAUUAGACAAGACAUGGUCAGGUUGGGCUGCGCUGCAAGAAAUCAAUCUCAUCUCAGGAGCCAGAAGCAAAAACCAAAACAAUUUACUUCAUUAAAAGUUAACUAUUAUGUUUUUAAAAUUCAUUCUGAAACUACGAUCCAAACUAAUUUCUACUUUUCAACUUAAUUAAUUUUGUAUAGUAGUAAGCAACAAAACUGUCGGUUAAUCUGUCUCUCUUAAAUAUAAGCUGUGUAACAAGACUACAAAGUCUUUAGCCAUUUGGAAUAUACGCGUCAUACUGUUUUAAAAUCAUACAGUAUUUCGCCUCCUUCGAGCAUGAUUUCUUUAACAUACUCCAACAAAUAAUACACGCAAUGGGGUGCGUAAGGCGAUAUAAGGUAGUUCUUAGUACCGAGAGAAAGAAGUUUCCAUUCAAAAAGAAGUAAAGGGGAAAAGGAAAAAAAUAAAGAAAAUCUUCUAGCUAUGAAUUUUCGUUGCAAUUCUUGGAUACUAAGAAAACUCUCAUUUUAUAAAGACAAGAUACAAAAGUGAGAAGAAUCGAUUACUUUAAUCCAAAAAAGAAAGAUAUCCAGAAACGACGUAACCACUAACCAUGGCUAUAUUAUUCUUGUAUCUUUAAAUCAAAUUUUACAGGAUUCCGUUUUCAAAAUUUUGAAAGAAAACGUGACAAAGACUCACUGCUUUCUUCUUCUAAACAUUCAAAAUUCAUUCUUUCUCUGCAACUUCGAGGUGAUUGAAAUUAGAAAAGGAAGAAACCCCAAAUGUAUUCUGGUGAAUUCUGGCAAACCCAACAACACUCUUCAGCUAAAACUAGAGGAAUUCAUGGCAGAAUUAGAGAAGAGGAUACUUCUUAUUCUACUAUUUUUGAAAGAAUGAGACCUUCACCGGGAGGUAAAGUUGUGGUAGCAGUUAGAGCUGCAGAGAAAGACAUUUCUAAAACAGCAUUAACUUGGGCACUUACUAAUAUCGUUCGUCCUGGUGAUCAAAUUACUCUUCUUGCUGUUAUUUCUACAGAAACCAGAGGUCGGAAGUUAUGGAAUUUACCGAUAUUAAACGGAGAUUGUGCUGGGAGAACUCGAGAUAACUCGCCUGAUAGGAUGUAUCAGAUCUCAGAUUCUUUUUCUCAGAUGGUACUUCAAUUUCACAAUCAGAACGAGGUCGGUAUAAAGAUUAAGAUGGUUUCGGGCUCGCCUGCUGGAGUGGUGGCAGCGGAAUCAAAGAGAGCUGGAGCCAACUGGGUCGUAUUGGACAAACACUUGAAGCAGGAGGAGAAGCUUUGCAUGGAGGAACUCCGAUGUAACAUUGUGGUGAUGAAACGUGCACGACCCAGAAUUCUUAGACUUAACUUGGGAGGCUCUGGUGAAAUUGAGUCAUCUUUUUCUCCGACAACAGAAUUAAAAGCCAAAGAGUCGGAAGAUAAUAGGAUUAGGCAUUCAACUCCAGUGAGCAGCCCAGAUGAACCAACAACAUCCUUCACUAGGACAACCACCGAAGGAACUUCCCUGUCUAGUUCUGAAGCUGAAGCGUCUCCUUUCUUUGUAUCCGAAAGAAACCCACUUUUUGAGAUUAACAAUGCAGGGAAGCCUAGAUCUAUACAUAGACGUGUCGAUUCAGAUCAUUCACUUUCAUCAUUUGGAUCAGUCAAGGAAGAUUUUAUCUCUUUAAAUUCGAGAGCAUCUGUGACUAAAAGUAAUGGAAAUAAAUACUGGUUUCGCCCAAAUCAUACUGUUGAUGAACAGAAGAACUCAACUAUCAAAAACAACAAGAUUACUUGCAACAAUAAAACUCGCCCUCCAAGGACACUACGUGAAAAGUUUGUCCAAUUCGAUAAAGAGAAGAUUCAAGAACCCAGGGUCAACCAAUCACCGCCAGCAGAUCACAUUUUCAAUGAAGAUGUAAGAGAUGCAGUCUUUUUAAGUAGAAUUACUACAGCUCCUCCCCCUCUAUGUUCAUUAUGUCAACAUAGAGCACCCGUCUUUGGGAAACCUCCAAGGUGGUUCUGUUACAAAGAGCUUGAGGAAGCAACAAAUGGAUUUUCAGAGGCGGAUUUAUUGGCAGAAGGUGGGUUUGGAUCAGUUCACCGAGGUGUCUUAAGUGAUGGUCAGGUGGUGGCUGUGAAGCAACUGAAGAUUGCUGGGUCUCAAGGGGAGGCCGAGUUUCGUAGGGAAGUUGGGGUGUUAAGCUGCGCGCAACACAGAAAUGUUGUGAUGCUGGUUGGAUUUUGUAUAGAAGGAGACAGAAGAGUCUUAGUUUAUGAGUAUGUAUGCAAUGGCUCUUUGGACUUCCAUUUAUACGGGCAAAAUAAAAAACCGCUAGAUUGGAAAUCACGGCUUAAGAUUGCAAUUGGCGCAGCAAGAGGUUUGAGGUAUCUUCAUGAAGACUGCAGGGUAGGCUGCAUUGUGCACAGAGAUAUGCGCCCCAACAACAUCCUUCUCACCCACGAUUAUGAACCCCUUGUUGGAGAUUUUGGUCUUGCAAAAUGGCAACCAGACUUAGAAGACGGUACUGAGCAGCGGGUAGUUGGGACCUUGGGGUAUCUUGCACCAGAGUACAUAGAAGGCGACAGAAUUACAGAGAAAGCAGAUGUAUAUGCAUUUGGAGUGGUGUUAAUGGAGCUAAUUAUUGGUCGAAAAACCAUUGGAAUGGCUCGUUCUAAAGGGCGACAGUUCUUAGUUGAAUGUUCCCGCCCUCAGUUGGUACCAGAAGAACAAAGCCAAGACGUAGCAAUUAACCAUAAACUGCUAGACCCAAACUUGGAUUCCAACCAAAUCCAAAACUUCUCACAUCAACUGAGAGCCAUGGCUCAAGCAGCUUCCUUGUGCCUACGGCGAGAUCCGGAGUCUAGACCCUCAAUGUCAAAGGUUCUGAGAAUACUAGAAGGAGGAGAUUCAAUCAUUCCACUUGGUAGUGAUUCAGACUCCAUUGGUAGUAGAAGCCAGCGUUUGCAUGGUCUCAGCUCACGCGUGAGAACAGGAUCAAGGGGAGUUCAUUCCCGUAAGCUGUCUCAUUGAGACAGGAUUGAAUACUAAUAUCAAUACGAGUUACAUAAAAGGAUCACAUUUUUUUUUCUUUUCUUUUGAAGUUGAAAUUGUCAGUGAUUACAGUAGCAUUAAGUUAUAGUAUCAUGUAAAUUUAAAGUUGCGUCGUGUGUCCUCGAUGGCCUGUAAACAAAAUAUGAGCGAUAUUUGUUUAGCUUUUUUUCUCAUCAUUGUACAGAUUUGUUCAGUCAGUUUAGAACUGCUUAAAAUUUUUAUACAGUGGAACUACAUGACUGUGUCAUGCUGAUAUGAAAGUCUUUUUACUUCUAGG